GUGGCACGGGAAACCAGGCAGAGAGAGGCGAGUGUGUGAGAGGGAACCAGAAGGUGUGGGAGUGUGGGGGAGAGUGGCAGGAGGUGAGGGGAACGUGUGUGGUAGCCAGUGCAAGCCCAGCAGCCCUGUAGAGAGGACCCACUCAGGCUCCAGCUGCUCUCUCUCUCUCCACCUCCAAAAUAUACUCUGGAACUCCACACGUGACUGUUGUUCUCGCGUUCCUCGUACUCGGACACGGAGACAGGUUUGCACGAAGGAUGUGAAGCAGAAACAGAAACUGACUGAAAUAAAGAGCAAGGAAAAAGAAAAGAAAAAACGAGGGAGGGAGAAUACAUCGGACUUGUACAGCCUUCCGCAGCAUCACUGAUGCUGGAUUACAGGUGAAGGGCCAGUGAAGAACGAGGGCAUUGGAUAAGUGUCGGACCUUGAAAAUGCAAUAGGUGCUCUCGAGAUGCUUCCCGUGCCCUUUCCCAUGGCACACGCACGGAGACAAGAAAUGUGUAUCCGUGUAACCUGAGCGUGACUGCGGGCAGAGCGUGACACAUGAAACUCAAGGUGGCACAUUGAGAAGUCAAAAGCCUGGAAUGUAGUGUGCAGUGGGGAGAUUGCUGCGUCUCAACCUUCAAGCAUUGCGUGGGAGGCGUCUUUUAUUGGCAGUAUGUAUGAGUAAUGAGAAAUUUAGGAGGCUACUCAUUAGUGAACCCUUGAGAACGCGUGAGUGUGUGAGGUGGUACUGACAGACGGUGCCUCUAAGGGGUGCCUACCGCGCUGAAUGAAAUGACCUCGUGUGAUUCGAAUCUCACCUCUACUCUGCUGAUCUCCCUUGCCCCGGGAGGGUGAAGCGGUGCAGCAAACGGCCGAGCAAUGGGCAACGAGACGAGGCGGUGGGUGGAGGACGUCCCGGCGGGCGUGAGGACCCCUAUGCACGCCCGGGACUAAGUGUGGACGUCCUAGGAUGGUGACUCCUCGCCCUCCAUAUGAUGAGCACACUCCGGUCUUGUAGCGGACUACGUCAGUCUGGAAAAAGACGAAAGAUACAGGCGUUGGUGUGGGUGCUAUUGUGGCUGUGUGUGUUGCGUGGGACGGCUGGCGAGUGCCCGAAGGUGUGCGAGUGUAAGUGGAGAGACGGAAAAGAGACAGUGACGUGCAUUGGUACCGAUUUCACAAAUAUUCCUCGUCAGCUGGACCCGUCCACUCAGGUGCUCGACCUACAGCACAGCAACCUGCAGGUCCUGCCUCGUGACGCCUUUGCUGACUCAGAUCUGGUCAACCUGCAGAAGCUGUGGCUCAACCACUGCAAAAUAACACACCUGGAACGAGGCGCCUUCAACAUGCUGGACAACCUGGUGGACCUGGACAUGAGCAAAAAUCUGCUGCGCGUUGUGCCCACCGCUGCUCUCAUUGACAUCCCGGGGCUGCGGGAGUUGAGUCUCGCCCACAACGACCUGUCCACUAUUCCCGCUGAUGCCUUUGCUCCAAUCCCUGACCUGGUGACCCUUGACCUCUCCAAUAACAGGAUAAGGAGCAUCAACCCAAAGGCGUUCCGGUGUCUCGCCACGCUAGAGGUGCUCAAAUUGUCUGGUAACCUGCUGGUGUACCUUAUGCAGGAUCUCCUGGUGCCGCUCAAGGCCCUGCAUGGUCUCAACCUCAACAACAAUCCCUGGACCUGUGACUGUCGCCUGCGGCCUAUGCGACAGUGGAUGCUGGAUCACAAGAUCACCAGCGUCACGGCACCCACCUGUGGAAAGCCCAAACGGGUGAGCGGCACCAGCUGGAAGUUCCUGGAGUUGGACGAGUUCGUGUGUGAGCCCCACGUGUCCGCGGUCACGGAGUACCUCGAAGCUGACGAGGAUGACAGCGUGUCUCUAGUAUGCCGUGUUGACGCUGACGUAGAGGUUUCUGUCAGUUGGUUAUUCCGGGAAAAGCCGCUGGGGACUCAGAGAAAGUCUUCGCGUUACCGGUUAGAAAAGCAGAUGAUUGCCAACCAGUCGGCCGUCAUAUCCAACCUGACUAUUAUGAGGGCGGAGCCGCGGGACCAGGGUACGUACACCUGCGUGGCGGAGAACAAGGCCGGGAGGAGCGAGGCUCACCUUACUCUGCAGGUGGAGAGAGAAGAGACAGAAGGGAGUCUGGUGUACGUGGACAAAAAGUAUAUGACUGGCAGCCUCCUCUCGGGGCUUGGGGUGCUGGUCACCAUCCUGCUGCUGGUAAGCUGCAUCGUCCACCGCCGCCAGCGGGUGCGAAGGUUUCGUAGACAAGAGGAAGACCGGGAGAUGCGGGGCGUCAACGCCACCUGCGCGAUGCAGCACCAGACUCAGGCCGCCACUGCCAAUGCGACCACCAUCCCCGCUCCGGUGACGCAGCGCCCAUCAGCCACGCAACAGCGCAAGCCUUCCGAUUACCUCAUUAUUCCCUCUGGGGAGUCCGACGCGCCGCCGCUCCAUCCGCUACAAAGAGACCACGCGUGGCUGCAGCCGGAGGCCGUUAACGGAGGCUAUACUCGCUCUGGCUACCUGGAAAACGGAAGAUAUGACAAUUCCAGCCUAGAGCGGUACCGUGAGGACGUGCUGGAGGACAUGCGGGGACACCAGCGCUCGCCCAGCACCAUCUCCUACGUGGAGCUGCCCUCCACUGAGCUGCCGCGGCGGCACAGCACACUUACAGACAAGGAAAGUCUCAUGAACCUUGAGUUCGAGACAGACAUCCUGCGUCGGGAGUGCAGUCCCACUGGGUCCGUGGUAUCCGUGGUGAGCAACGGACAGCUGGAGGAUCUGCUAGGCCUGCCCUAUCCUGCCCCGAGGCGAGAGGCCCGACAGAGCCUCCACCCCCAGGACAUCAACAACAUUGCCAGAAAACACCGUCCUUAUGUGUACGACGACCGACGACAGAGAGAUCGAAUGCCGUACGACCCCAGUUCCCUAAACGCCAGGUGCUACAGUGCUCUUAACCUGGCCAUGAGCGAGGCUGCCACCCACGCUUUCUCCUACCCACGAGGGCGGCGGCCGGCCACUCGUUACCCCUCCCUGCCCUCCACGCCCAUGCUGGCUAAGGACGACAACGCUAUCACUAGAAACCACGAUGCAAGGAGACUUCGAAGGCUCAUGAGUGCUAACAGAGGGGUGUAUCGGUCCCUGGAGGGCGCGGGGGACCUGGCCAACUCGUUCCUGUACCAGUACCCAGCGGUGCAGCUGGAGAACUACCUCAAGGACUACCGGGUGCAGAAGCGGCUCAGCAGGAGGAUGGACAAGCGUGACUCGCUGACCCGCGCCGGUGGAUCAGCCUCCAGACUGACGGACGACCUGCGCGGCUCCGGGGCGCUGCUUGGGGGACGGGGCGCCUCCUUCACCCGCGGCAGACUGCACCGAGCUAGCAGCCUCACUCCUGACGUCACCGGCGCUCUCAGCAGGGACAUCACUGACACCCUUACCCGCAGCGUCACCGGCAGACUUAGCCGCUCAGGAAGCCUGACGCGUGACGCCGCUGGGGGACUGACGCGCGACGUCACAGGCAGCCUGACGCGUGAUGUCGCUGGCAGUCUGACGCGUGACGUCGCAGGAAGCCUGACGCGUGACGUCACUGGCAGUCUGACGCGGGACGUUGCUGGCAGCCUAACACGUGACGUUGCUGGCAGCCUAACACGUGACGUGGCGAGCAGCUUAACACGUGACGUGGCGAGCAGCUUGACACGUGACGUCACCAGCAGCUUAACACGUGACAUAGCCAGCAGCCUGACCAGGGAUGUGACAAGCAGUCUAGCCCGGGACAUCGCUAGCAGCCUGUCGCGGGACGUGGCGGACAGUCUGAAGCACGAGGUCGGCGGCGGCGUGGACCUGUUCAGCGAGGCCUCGCCUUCCUCCCCCUACAUGGAUAUGGACCUCAGUCUGCGUGGGCGGCCCCGAGCGGCCACCGAGCCCCUGCUGGAGGUGACGCGGUCCGGGGUGCUGGGACACAGGAAGCCGAGCCUGGCGCUGGGGCGCGAGGCGGUGCGGGAGGCUCUGCAGAGCCGCGUGCUGAGCCCGUCAGAAUCCAUGAUUGACGCCAUGCAGAGCCGCGCCGAGGGCGUGCGGGAGGUGUCCGCCCACAAGACCGACCCCAUGAUCGAGGUGACGCCCGCCGAACCCUCGCGCCCCACCGAGCCGCUCAGGUCCAUCCUGAAGAACCGGUACGAGGGCGGCGGCCUCCUGUACAAGGGGGAGUACACGAACAGUGCCUACUAUGACGACGAGGACGACGCCGACGGUGCUCUCUCCCAGGCCGCUUACACCCCCCCGGAAUAUAAGGACUACCUCGACCACGGCUCCUGAGGCCGCCCCGCCACCUCCAUCACCACCACCACCAGCCCGGCGCCCUGUCCCUCCCACUGCACGGGAGAGGGACAAGUUUUUAUACCGCUGACUGCUCUUGUUGUUGUUGUUGUUGUUCUUGUUGAUGUUGUUGUUGAAGUUAGAUGCCUUCCAAAGUCAGAGGUCGUCGUCUGCCCCCUCCCCCCUUCCGGAAGUCACCGGCAGGGACGCGCUGUGGCUCCUCCAGUCCUCUCUCUAACGAUGUCUCGCUUGUCAUGUCUUGGUUACUCAGGAUUCUUUGUUCCAUGGCAUGACCUUUCCACCUCACUUGUGCCCUUUUGCGUUGGCUCAUCGUCUUUUCCUUCAGUUGAGGCACAAGGCGUCGCGUUAGCGUUCUUUUCUACUCCGUUAAUGCACCUCACUGUGACGACACGGCAUAGGGCGUUCUGGCGGCCUCCGAGAUAGGUGACGUCCUAACCUUCAUCAGGACGCCGACACACACACACACACACACACACACACAUAAACAUACACACACACACACACACACACACACACACACACACACACACACACACACACACACACACACACACACACACACACACACACCUCGCAGCGCCCUCAGCCGGGUAGCGGACCGCUCCUUUCGCUCCUGGCUCGGUUCUCCGUGAGUGGCGGAAACUCGCAGGACAAUCGUGAGGGGAAGAAGUGUAUCACGUUCAUCCGUGAUACGAGUAAACUCCACAGGGUAUCAACGCUUAAGUCUACAAGGCAGCAUUUCUUCCCGUUGUGGUGAUCACCAUUCUCUCUUCCCUCCUCCUCCUACUCUAGCCACUCCAUCCCUUCCUCCAUUCCACCUUGAUUUCCUGCCUCUGUUUGCAUGACUUGUGUGAUUCUCGUCCUGCACUCGAGUUACUCCCCACUAGAGCAUAUCUACUACUCCUUCUCGUCUUCCACUGAACGUGUGUCUUUUUUGAGAUCGACUUUCCUCACCCCCAAGUUUUUACUAAUCCACUUAAGCGUUUCUCUCACCGACCAUUUUUCUAAUCUACAGGUCUCUACUACUGUUCUACUACUACUACUAUUACUACUACAUGGUGCAUAGACGGUUUUGACUAGUGUAAGCACAGGUCUUCAUACUCUUUAAGAUACAUGCAUUAGGUUUUUUGGCAUCUGUCUCUCUCUCUUAUUCCUAGACUUACAGGCCUCGUUUAUAAAUCUCCGUCUGUCUGUCUGUCUGUUUGUCUGUAUCUGACCCCCCCCUCUCUCUCUCUCUCUCUCUCUCUCUCUCUCUCUCUCUCUCUCUCUCUCUCUCUCUCUCUCUCUAGCCUACAUAUCAGCUUUCCUAGCGGCGUAGCUACGAGUGAGAGCGUUAGUUUCAAGGGACGCAGGACACGGGAGGUUGUAGUGUAGGCAGCGAUUCCUUGCGACUCUAGCGGCUCCCAGUGAUGUCUGGGGAGCAGCGUCGCAGGCCGCCAGUAGCGAGUGAGUGCUAUCGUGUCGUGUGAAUGCUGAGGACGUGCCCGUCUUCUGAAGGCGACACUGCGUGUUAGUGUAAACUCCACAAGGGCUUUACUGCCAUCCCGCGCCCCCCUGACCCGGGAGGCGCGAGUGAGACAGCCACGUGAGCCUGGAGAUACGGUGCGUGAUAUGUGGUUAGUACUUCCUCGAGUACAUAAGGCGAAGACGCGAGUGUGGCCCGCCCCUCGCCGCCCAGUCUCAAGAGGUGGGCUUACGUAUGUAGUCGUCAGCAGUCACGCUGCUCAGGAAACCUCCAGCAGAAGUGUAUAUAGAUGAUGAGCAAUGAAUGUGAAUGAACGCUUUUUUACGUAUGUAGAUAUUAUGAUACAGUCGCCCGUAACUACAGCACAAUUAAUGCAAAGGAAAGGAAAAAGUGGAUGAAUAUGAUUCCAAAAAGACAACAUUGAAAAGAAAAAAAAACAGUGAAUAAGUGAGUCAGAAAGAGUGACAAUGAGUGACCACCGCGGACAUGGAGUAGCGUCCCCCCUAAGCCACGCUGGAAGGAAAAAGUAAGCCACGUCGGGCCGCCACAGGGUGAGUGAGGGGCGCCGCUCUUCCCACCGGCGUCCACUCGACUAUAUCCAUCACUGCCAUAAGGUCGGAUUUAGCACGAGACACGAUACAUCCCGGCGUUCAGUGAGUGUUGUGGGUCAGGGUAUCGAAGAAGUUCCGGAGCGUCGGCCGGCCAGCGACUGACCCAUCGAAGUAAUCCUAAGCCACGGUCAUCACAGCAUCACACCACUUCACCACACAUCACCCUUUCCCACCAGGGCAUCACCUCAUUCACCUUUCUUGGACCAGAACUACUUGCCAAGAGAAAGAUGGUUGUAAAUAAUGCUCUCUCUCUCUCUCUCUCUCUCUCUCUCUCUCUCUGGUAAUUUCCUUCCUUGGUCUCCGCUCCACACCGUCGCCCUGCCAUUCAUUCCACGCCUCCGAUGCUCUCCAGUGUCACAAUCAAAACAUGAAGGUGUAGUCCACGACAACCUGGUCAAAGAACGUCAAUUACCUCACACACUCACGCCAAUCAACCCCAGCAAGUACUGGCCAUUUUACAAUCAAAAUGUUCUUCAAUUAAAUAACUCAAUAACUAACUAUUAAUAGGCCGUAGGCUCAUCAUCAGAAUUAUCUUUUCAAUUCUGCUUUUUCACUUUCCUCUCUUGAGAAAAUGAUAUUACUAACUCACUAACUAACUCACUAACUAACUGCUACGUACGUGUAUACAUAAAUCUCUACUUCGAGUUAUGAUUAAAAAAUUAUAAAUAAAUAAUAAAAAAACGAGAAAAAAAUCAGGUUUCUCAAGUCUUUCUUAGCUAAAUCACUGUCUUCCCGAAGCUUCCUGUAGGUAGAAGUAACAUCGGUGACUCUUCUUGUCCUCUUUCUGGGGGGCUCCGUGGCUCCCCUCCACCCCUGCCCCACCUGUGAACCUGUCCCUUUUCAUCCCUGCCUCUUCGCCCCCUGUCCCCUCGCCUUCCUCGCCUUCCUCGCCUCCCUCGCCCCUCCCUAGUGCCAAAAUAAGUAGCGAAGCCAAAUGAGUGAAGAAUCUGGCGACUCGAAGCGUGGUCGUGUGAGGCUUUCUAGUCGCUGCCUGGCAAAGUGUUACUAUUAGGCGAGGUUUUGCCGCCUCUCCUCCUCCAUGGCAUAGAUUUAAUCGAGUUCGCGCUGCAAAUUCUCGUUUUCUUCACGCCGAUAUAAUGUCUUUUACUAUCUGUGUCUCGCUCUCUCUCUCUCUCUCUCUCUCUCUCUCUCUCUCUCUCUCUCUCUCUCUCUCUUUCCAAAAUGCAUCUUGAAAUUCCGUCGCAACUGGUAUUAAUUAAUUACAAAAAGGAAGCCAAAGUUUCGUGCAUUUUUUUUUCAAUGUAUUCAGUUUAAAAAUAUAACUAAAUAAAUGCAUACGUAAAAAACAAGCCUAUAGAACCUAAAUAAAAGUGUCUAGCACAAUAAUUAUUACUACUGCAUGUGAAAGGAAGAGAAGACGAAGAAGAUGAAGAAAAAUUUUAAUGAUAGAUGACAUAGUUAGAGAGAAUUAAAACGCAUAUAAUAAAAAAAUAAAACACAAAAAAACAGAAGAAGGUAGUGUAUCUCGCCACAUUGACGGUACAUACAUUUCUGACAAAAAAAAAUAUAACCUUAACCCCGAAAAAAAUAAUAAUAAUAAUGAGAAUACUAAUGUUAAUAAUAACGCAAGUAAUUAUAUAUUCAUUUUAGGCAAAGAACAAGAGCAUUUCCUCUCAUUUAAUAAUUCAGAGCUGCCGUGUUCACAUCUUUCUGUCCUCCGAGGUACAGAGGUUCUCCUUCCUGUCCGCCCAUCCUGCCCAUGGUUCAUUUUCCUCUUCCUUUCCCUCCCUCUCUUCCCUCCCUUCCCUCCUUCCCUCCGGCUCUCCCUCGCCCAAGGCAGGAGUCCCCUUCCCCCCCCUCCGCUAGGGUGUCGUGCGCCUCGCCUCUUGAGUCACGCUAACCAGACUGUCAAAUGAAGAUUCUCAGCCA
Portunus trituberculatus (swimming crab) is the source of this 8291-nucleotide messenger RNA. RefSeq lists its product as uncharacterized. Bases 978 to 4304 code for a protein of 1108 amino acids. Lineage: Eukaryota; Metazoa; Arthropoda; Malacostraca; Decapoda; Portunidae. Gene Ontology annotation, molecular function: protein binding. The record is from RefSeq and is a predicted model, not a curated record. The transcript is spliced from 7 exons.